UUAGUCCUUCAUGCUGGAUCAGUGUAGCUACGUGAGUGCAUGAAUUCACUAGGCGCCAGAUAGCAGUGGCCAGACAGAAUAGGCGCUGCAUUCACAUACCUGUGUCUUCAGUGGUGUCAUGGGGCAUGCAGGGGGUCCGUUUGGUGGUGUGAAGGGUGCAAUUGGCACUUCACUCCCCUGUUCGGUCCGAGCGAACUCACCAUAGGCGAAGAAUUAGCUCGACAACACGUGAACAGGAUACACACAACACCGACAACGUCCCAGAGUCUUCUCCCGGACCAUUCCCCGGCCAACGGGCCAGCCACCCACCGACCUACCCAGCACUGCACCCCUGCUCAGCGCUACACACUGUCCUGACUGUGCAGUCAAUACAUGCAGGGUUAAAAUGUCAAAAGCUGAACAUGUUCCAGCCCCCCACAUGUGCCUCGGUGGCCAGCACGAGCGACUCCGCGGUGAGGGAUGGGUGUGAAGUCACCGUUUGCCGUAUCUGGUUCAGCUCAUCAGGAGCCACGAAAUAAUCGGGGAUCUCCAGCUGCAGCAAAUAACAACAAUGGCAGAUAGACACCAUGAGCAAACGAUACGCAGCAGGAGAUGUUGGCAAUGCUAGCCAACCUGUGUGAGGCUGGUGCACGAGUUGAUGAUGAACAUGACGUCGGUGGCGACCAUGAAGACCCCUGAAAGUACAUAGCGAGAGCGGGGCGAACACUGUGCCUGCGACAUGGGUCUCCAUGUGCUUGUCUUCUUUGUCUGUCUGUCUGUCUGUCUGUCUGUCACAACCCACCUUUGAGUAUGAGUUUCUUGAGGCUGGUUCGCGUGCCGAAGAGCUCGAAGACCACGUGGCUGGGGAGAAAGUAACCCUACAGCGGCCAGCACAGUCAACAGGGAGUCCAUGUGAGUGAGAGAUGGGGUGCAUGCACACGAGCUGACGCACCUUCUGCAGCAGGCUGCAUGCGGCGGGCUGCUGCCCCGAGUACUCAAACGUAAACUCCUCCAACUGAUCACCUAUCGUCAGGAAAAAGCCCUGACACCAGGCAGGCGAAAGCAGUACACUCAUUUUGCGGCACGUCGAUGGCAGGUCUCUGUUUCGUCAGCUUACGAUGAUGCCAUCAUAGCUCCACGUCAAGUACGGAAGGUUGGCGGUCUUGACGUGACACCGCAAUAUCGACUGCACAUUAACACACGCCACACACAGAGAGGCGGGAUCCAGCACUCGUCUGGUUGUGGUUCAUCAUCCGGCAGAGAGACAGACAGACAGACAGACCGACGCCCACCUCAUUGCUCUUCCUGGGCACUCGCUGCACCAUGGCUGUCGAAAAUACGUCCAUGGCGUAAUCAAACCUGCCGAGCAACACGUAUGCUUGAAUGGCCGUGCCUUACAUCCAUCUGGCCAUACCUGAAGGUCGUCAGCUGCGUGAACUGCAUGACCGAAGCUAUGAGCGACUCGCAUGACGCGAAUGGCGUGGUGGGGUUCCACUCAUACAAACGGCGAUCACCGCUACCUGCACACCAACCCAGCGUUACCAGGCCCACGUCCCUCCCCCCUCCCGUCUCACCUGUAGCGAUGGAGAAGCUCCUCAUGUUGGUGGCGAGCACCAGGGAGCUCUCGAAGGCCCGGACGCUAUCGGCACUGAGGAGUCCCUGGAAGCCUAUACUAAGGGGCUCCAGGUACAGACACACCAGGGUGCCCAUGAGACAGUCGUGGCCUUCCAAGGGCUCCCCGCCGAUGCGGUUGAGUGCCCGGUCGCUGAGCAAACCCACAUAGUGCAGCGACUGCAGCACGGGUGCGUGCAGCCGCUCCAUGAUGAUGCGGUUGAGGACGCACUGAUUGGUCGUGAAGCCCUCGAGGUGCAGCCGUCGGAGGUUGGGGAAGACAAGCACGGCAGGGGGGGCCUGGGGCGCCAUGUCGAGGCCUACGGUGGGGUUGCGGUUGAGCUCCAGGUGGGUGAGGGACUCCGCCAGCCCCGCCGUGCGCUCGAGCAUGCCGAUGAAACUCCUGGCCGAUGCGAUGGACCGCUCUCGCACUGUGAGGGCCGACCAGAAUUCGGGGUUGUUGCAUACGUCCCUGAAGCACCUGCACAGCCGCCGCAGCCGCUGCAGGUCCUGACGCGCCAGAUACUUGAGGAUGUGGAACACCAGAACUGGACACGUGCAUCCACAGACACAGCAAUACAUUCAUACGACAAGCUAGAGCAGAGCGACCCAGAAACAUCAUGUGUUUGUGCGUUUGUGUUAUUUACCUUCAUCCAUUUCCCACUCGGGCAGCGUCAUGGCGCUGAACCGCACCAUCUGAAUCUCCACGGGGUGCCGGCGAGUCCCACGUCGAGACUGCAUGGCUAGUGUGUGUGCGUGCGUGUCUGUGUAUAACGUCGCAGGACUUUCAC
This is a messenger RNA of Vitrella brassicaformis, 2381 nucleotides long. The record is from the annotation of a GenBank genome assembly. Lineage: Eukaryota; Vitrellaceae.